This is a messenger RNA of Oppiella nova, 1288 nucleotides long. NCBI's taxonomy places the organism in Eukaryota, Metazoa, Arthropoda, Arachnida, Sarcoptiformes, Oppiidae. The record is from the annotation of a GenBank genome assembly.
CACCAAUAACUGUACCAUUAAUACUGAUCAUCAAUUCGAUCCUAUUGUUUACAUUCAAUGAAUCCUAACAGUGAUGUAUAUAAUGGACCAUGGUCAUAUAUAUGGUAGUGCAUAUUAAUAUUACAGUUAGUCAUAGUAAUUGUGAUCGUGGUCAGUGUGGUGAUUGCGGUCAUGUGAUUAAUGGUUGGGUGUGUUGAGUGAGCAGAUGGUGGUGUUGUGUGGACUCAUGUCUUGGGCCGUACGCCAGGUAUGGGUGCAGACAAUGUAUUCUGUGGUGAAAGGGUUGGUCCGACUGUUACGCAAGCGGAUAGUGUUGGCCAUCAUCUUCAGCCUGUCGUUCACCUACUGUUUGGUGUCUCUGUUGAGCCACAAGAGCGGCACUGGGGGUGCAAUGGAUGGCACUGUCGAGGACUACGAGACGAAUGUAGACAUCGAUCACUUGCAGCAUAUGAUCAGACAAUCGCAACAUUUGAGCCAAACUUUCAUUAAACACAACGAAUCGCUUGAUUUGAAUGGAAAUGCGGCCAAAGAGUUGAGUGCCGGACACCUGGAUGUGAACAGUGAUGACAGUAAGGGUGUAGUGAUUGGUGGCAAUGGGGGCACAAAUGGAGGCAUUGGUGGUGAUGUGAAGUGUCGCAACUCGAUUCAGGGCAAAGUGCUGAUCGCUGACGACCGGGGAAUGGUAUGUCACCGGAAGGACGUGCUGUUGAGUGGUUGCUGUGAUGAGCACUCCGUCAAUAGUAGGCUCUUCUCCUGCGAGACCUGUCAGGGGAACGGGUGUUGUGCGAUAUACGAGUACUGCAUAUCGUGUUGUCUGGAACCGUCCAAAAAGCCAUUACUCACGAGAAUUGUGGGGCAGAAGACUAGCGACACGUUAAGCAUAUUGAUGGCCAGUAUUACCGACCACUUCGAGCUGUGUCUGACCAGAUGUCGCACCAGUUCCGCGUCAGUACAGCACGAGAACUCCUAUCGCGACCCCAAAGCCAAACACUGUUACGGAGACACAGAUGACGACAAGACUGUUUGACACCAUUUCAGUCCAUUCUUAUUAUAUUAUGGUUUACUAUAACUAUAACCACACAAAUCAUGUGGACAUGGAGUUACAGUGUAUGUACUGCUGUAUUACGGGUCAUCUCUUAAUAGAGUAUCCAUUUAUCAAAUGUUCAUUAUUUGCUUUCAUAAUAACAUUCAAAUACGAGAAUAUGUGUCAAACGGAUAUAAACCGGGGGUUUGUUUGUUAAGAAGACAGUACGGCAUCCAAUUCACGUUAGGAGGAGAUGGGAGGGCA